Colletotrichum aenigma is the source of this 2445-nucleotide messenger RNA. It is a transcript of the gene SP2, whose product is annotated as Subtilisin-like protease 2. The transcript is spliced from 7 exons. Gene Ontology annotation, biological process: proteolysis. NCBI's taxonomy places the organism in Eukaryota, Fungi, Ascomycota, Sordariomycetes, Glomerellales, Glomerellaceae. Gene Ontology annotation, molecular function: serine-type endopeptidase activity. The coding region runs from base 1 to 2445 and encodes 814 amino acids. The record is from RefSeq and is a predicted model, not a curated record.
AUGCUGUUCCGAUCCUCCGACGAGCCACCCCCCCCCCCUGUCUCUUCAGCAGCACCCACGAGCAGUGCCACACCAGUGACCACUACGGUCAGCAAUGGAGACACCAUCGUUGUUCCCGUUGGCGUUGUCGUCGUUGGAGGACCCGGUGGUGGCUUCUUUACCAUUGCCGGUGCCGCUGCUGGGGCCGCCCCGGCGGCUGUCGCGGCCGGCGCAUCCGUCACUGCCGGCUCUUCGUCCGGUGACAAACCUGACGAUCCGGACGAUCCGAACAAGCCGCCUAGCUCUGUACCCGAGGCGCCAUCUUCCGCACCACCUUCAUCUGCACCGCCUCCAUCUUCCAACUCAGUGGCACCUACGAGUACGGAAGCCCCAACGAGUACCUCAAGUGCCGUGCCGAGCGAAACGCCAGCACCGCAUGUCAUCUACCCCCAAGACAGUGCCACAGACCAAGACAAGAAAGACUUCCUCGCUCUGGUAGAUAAGAACCUUGGUCAAGGUAAUUACAGAGUAACAGAGGGUAGAAAAGUUUUGUUCGUCGCCGCCAAUAUCACAACCACGCAACGUGAGAACCUCAUCAAAAAUCCCUUGGUCGGUGGAGCCGAUCCUGACCAGCAGGAUCGCAACAACAAUGGUGCAUCUGUGCUGAUCGAGGAAAGAGACCCCAGUGAUGAUGAGGUCCACGAGAAGUGGUGGAUGGAGUCGCUUGACAAGCUCGGGAGAAUUCGAAAGCGCGCCGUGGUCAAGCAAGCUAGUGCCCCGACAGAACUCGUCAUGCUUUCUCAGCCGCCUGGGGUGGACCUCAAAACACUCAACGCUUAUACAUACGACGAUAGUGCCGGAGCCGAGAUUACCGUUUAUGUUCUUGACAGUGGAUAUUACGCUAGAAACGCUGAAUACACUGGUAUGGCCGUGAAACCCCGCUGGAUAUUCGCAGGCUCCCAGGAGGAAAGGUCCGUUGAAGAGGAUCUCGACCCUGAUGGACACGGUACUUGUGCCGGAUCCAAGAUUAACGGUCCCAAGUUCGGAGUCGCAAAGCAGGUCAACCUGGUCGUGGUCAAGGCUGGAACCCAGGCUUCCGAUACCGAUGACGCUCUUGACAGGAUUGUGGAGGACGUCAGGUUGAAGAAGCUACAGGGAAGAGCCAUUGUCAACAUUUCGCGUUGUCGUUUGGAUAGUGCAACUGAAUUCAGUAAGAAAACGAUGAGAGAAUAUGUGAAUGAGAUGAUUCUUGAGGACAUCAUUGUGAUUGCGGCAGCUGGAAACGACAACCGUCCUGAAGUAGCUCAAGGAAAAGCAAAAGCUGCCGACAUCGAUAGCUGGCCAGGCUUGAUGGCUAAAGACGGCGUUCCGGUCAUCAACGUUGGGGCCGUUGAUAACACGGGAAACAAUGCCAGCUUCUCUCAAGGAGGACCUCAUGUUCAUGUCAUGGCACCUGGUGUUCAGCUUCAGUGUGCUGCCAAUUCCUUUUUCUCCGGCACGCGAAAGAAUGACGGCACAUCGUUUGCUGCACCCACUGUGGCCGGUCUUGCAGCUUACCUUCUUGCGGUUGGAGAAUACCCGCAGCUGUUCGAGAUUGGAAAGGUAGCCGCCAACAUGCAAAAGCUCCUCAUGGAUAUGGCCUACCAGCGAUCUCCUGACGGAGGACCGGUUAUUUUCAAUGGUCAGGGUGCCGUCUGUGGCCGUCCUGGGCGAAGCGCCAAGUUCAAAAGACAAGACCUUAGCGGCGAGGCCUGCUCGGUAGUCUCGUCAACAACGACGAUACCCUCUGCAACUCCUAGUCCUCCUCCGGCCACAACUAGCGAUCCACCUGCGGCAACAAGCGCGCCGCCACCGCCGCCACCCCCUCAACCUGCGCCCAAAGAGCUCUUCUCACUGAGCGAGCAAGUUAGCGCUGGUACUUCGGCGUGUUUUCCCACGAACGCCUUUAGUGCAACAGCUGGAACAACGUACGGCUUUUCAUUCGAUGUUAGCCCAGACAUGAUCGUGAGCAUCGAGACAGGGUCAACAGACGAGGGAUAUCACCAAUCCAAGGGACCGUGGUCAGGCACCUUCCUCGCCCAGUCAACUUCUUCGGUCAAGAUCUGCGGAUCUGGGGGGUCAGGCACUUUAGCCUUCAAGAUCACUGAGGAGCCCUCCGAGGCCGUCAAAGCACCAGCCGGCAAGGAGGUAUUCAAGUUGGACGAGAAGGUUGCGAGUGGGACGACGUCUUGUUUCCCGACUACUGGUCUGAAUAUCCAAGAGGGAAACUACGGGUUUUCGUACACUACCUCCGAUGGUAUCGAAAUUCAGAUCGGAGACGAUAGUUCUGGGCCAAAGUAUUUCACUGGAAACAGAGCCUCGGGUGCAGGAUUGAUGUACAUCGACUUCUCGGGGGGCAGUAUCUCAAUUUGCGCGACAAACAACGGUGGUUCGGAGGCACCUCUUUCAUUGACUAUGACCCAGUAA